AAGUAGACUACCUAGGACAUGUAGGACAGUGUUUUGUUGAAAAAGAAUCAAAGCUGGCUUGGGAGGCACUUUGCAUCUGAGACUUCAACGCACAUUCCUGGUGAUAAAUUUCAGUUCGGACACAAAACACAAUUUUCGAUUGUUUCAUUUUAUCAAAUCGAAAGGCAAAAUGGCGACAGACGAAAAUGCGGAAAGCCCAAACAUCAAGGGCCGAGUACGCCUAACUACAGCUAACAGCUGGAAGUAUUUUGCCGACCCAACUAACAAAUGGCUCGUGAUUGAAAGUGACCCCUAUUGCGUGACAAAAGUUCGGUGUCGGAUUUGCGCCAAAUAUCACGAAGAAUUGAAAAGUUUCCGGAACUUUAGCAGCAGUUUUGUGACUGGGGUGACGGGUCAGAAUAUCAAGAAGGAUAAUGUUUUGAAACAUCAGAAGUCUGAGCAGCAUGUACGAGCGAUGAUGAUGGAACACUGGAACAAGCCGAGUGAUGGCCUAGAGGUUCCUUCCCGUAUGGAUAGGCUUAAUGCAGCAGUUGGGACUGGAUUGAAGGGACAACAACCGACUUUCAUUCAAUCAACUGGAGCUGCUGAUGCGGUGAAAGUAAAAGUAGAAGUCACAGAUAAGCAUGCGUCAAGAGGUGAUGGUAUGGACCAACAGAUGCUGGUUCAGGAGAUGGAUGAAGCUAGGAGUGACAUGAAAGAGGCGCCCCCUAGCAAUGAUGAGAAUGAACUAAAAGUGACGGAACAACGGCUGAUUGAACUGACAUACAUGAUGGCGAGGGAGGAGAUCGAUUUUAACAAGUUCCCCGCCAUUGUUGAGUUAGAAAAACAUCACCAGGUGGAGCUUGGAACUGAUGCCAGUCAAGAAAGCUUCGAACAAUUAACAAAAUGCAUCGGUGAAGUUUUCCGCAAAGAUUUGAAACAGGAACUCUUGGACUUGAAUGAUUUUUCAAUCUUGAUUGAUCGGGUGCACGAGUUUGAUGGUUUUGAAGACGUGCUGCUUGUUUAUAUUUUGUUUGUUGAUGCAAAGACUGGUAAAUUAGAGAUACGGUUCUUGAAACUUGUUCCUGUUGGUGAUGGGUCAAGUGAAAACAUACUUUUAGCUUUGCGUGGCAUCCUUGAAGACUUUGAAAUUACGAGUCGUUUUGAUAAACUUAUCGGUCUAGGUUAUGAUGGGAUUGAUGCAAGUUUUGAUCUGAGAAAUGAGACUCUGGCCUUUUUUCGCGGACAUGUGUCCUGGUUGGUGGGUGGCAGUGGUUACAGCCAUAGGUUAGAAGAAUCGGUGAAAGAAAUGCUUUCCGGCCAAAAAAUGGCGGAGGUGAUUGAAGUUUUGAUACUGAUGAAGCGCAUGUAUGAAAAGAUGCCAGUUAAGUGCGUUGUUCUUAAACGGGUGGCCUCGAUCGUUGAGAAUCUGAGAUCCGAACCAGAAAAAUGGGUGCAGCAUAUUUACCUUGCUUGUAAGGAAGUUACUGUCAAUAGUUCCCGCAUAUCAAAAUGCCUCAAUGUGACAUCAAAAAACUUUCCGGUUCGCAAAAUAUUUGAAAAGAUGAGUUCCUGUGAUUUCUUCACAACUGCAUCGUUUCUUCAGAGUUUUAUGAUGCCGCUGGAUCGAGCAUCACAAGCGUUACAGCGUAGUUCUCUAGAAACUGGACAUUUGCUUUCUUCUUUGCAACAUGCCAAGGAUUCGGUCAUCAACUUUCCUCGUGUUGAUGGCAAGACGUUGGCAGAACUUAUUGGGGAGUUUCAGAGUGGUGGCUCAACUUCUGAAAUAGGUAACCCGGGGCUGGAGCGAGAUAAUGUGGCCCAGGGGACCAGAAAUCUCAUCAAGCCAGAUGAAAACUCAGACCAGUCGAAAUCAACAAAUGAUAUCUCAGGUCAUGUCGUCGAGAAGAUGAACAAACUACUUAAUGCUGUCAGUUCCAGACUGGAUUUGGGUGAUGAGAAAACAAUAGAAGUGGCUCAAAUUUUGGACACAAGACUUUGGCCCUCGGAUACAAAGGCCCUUCAAGAGUAUGGGAACAGUCUGAUUAGAGACUCCGCCACCUCAAACUUUGCAAACAUCUUUCUCCCGGACGUUGAUGAGCUCCUGUCUGAAUGGAAUGCAUUCAAACUGUUUGCCAGUCGGUGUCUGCUGAGUUUGAAGCCAGCCGAUGUCUGGGGAAAGCUCCACGUCCACUACCGAGCAGACUACCCGCACUUGGCCAAGCUCAUCGAAGUCUUGAGGCUGUUUCCUUACAGCCCCGAGUUGUUGGGGAAAUGUUUCUCGACGCUGGGGAAGGCUAGACAAGACUGGCGAGCCACCCUUGGGCUUGACACCAUGGAAGCUUUGCUGAGGAUAAAGCACUGUGGUCCACCUUUAAAAGAAUUCAGUGCAAGAGAAGUCGCGGAAUUCUUUCCUGCAUUCAAGGAGACUUGUGCUCUUGGUGAGUGUAAAGUGCUGAAGAUGGAGCCCAGUGCUGAUGAUGCUAAGGCAAGGGAAUUGGACGAGGAAAGUGAUGAGCCUGCCCGUAAAAGGCCUUGUCUGGCAUUUCAAGACUAAAACUUUAAGCAAUUGACCAUGGUGUAGCAACGAAUCGGUCAGUACUUGGCCUUCUUAACGUAUGGCAAUAACUGGUAUACAUGUAUUUCAUUCUCCAAAUGAUAUGAAAAGGGUUGACCUUGUUUUUUGGUCGUAAUUGAAUUCAAUGUUGAGCUUUUAUUUUCUGGUCAAGGAUAGUUCACGACUUAUAGAACUAUUAUACCAUUCCUAAAGUGAAAAAUUGCAAAAAUAUCAUAGUUAUUUAGUAUUAUCCUUUUCAAUUUUGUGUAACACAAGUUUAUUGAAAUAUGUAACCUGUCUCGACUGCUUUUGUAACUCGUUUUAUUGCAUUGAUUGGUUCAUUCAUGGUCGAAAUGUGAAUGUCAUUUGCCACAUAUGUGUUCUUGAAUAAAAACCAACAUCGGACAAAAGUUUGAACUCUUUCUUUGUGCCAUUGUGGCAUUGCGCUCCCUCAAUUACAGAUGACAACCUUUGAUUGGAGGUCGGCUUGACCUAAAGUGAAUGCCCUCAGUGUCUGAGCCCCUGCUCCUUGGA
This is a messenger RNA of Lineus longissimus, 3070 nucleotides long. RefSeq lists its product as uncharacterized. The record is from RefSeq and is a predicted model, not a curated record. The transcript is spliced from 2 exons. Bases 170 to 2536 code for a protein of 788 amino acids. NCBI's taxonomy places the organism in Eukaryota, Metazoa, Nemertea, Pilidiophora, Heteronemertea, Lineidae.